AUGUCAAAUUACCUAAAUGCCACAAGCAAUACAAAUCAACUGUGUAGACCUAAUGACGGCCCUGUUAAUUCCAUUGGAACCGUUUUGGAAGAAAGUUCUGAAGUUCAUAUUGGAAGCCUCGGCCUUGGGAAUGCACUUGCUUUGGCUUAUGACAUACACAAUGAGUUGACACCUAGCUGUAUUUAUAGUUCACCUGGUUCAAGUUCUGGCGCCGCUUUCAUUGCGUUUCCAACUGUUUCUCCUGGAUAUUCUUUUUCUCAACAAAACACAAAUAAUUUUUCUACCCAUAAUUUGGCUUUUAAAUCGCUAAACAAUGAGCAGAAUCCGUUGGCUUUGCACUCGCCAGCUCAAACAUCCGUCUUUCAACCAAUCGAACUAGCUGAGAAGGUAGUCGUUCCGGUAAAUAUUACGGUACAACCCUCUUAUUCUUCAAAACGACCCCAGUACCAACAACAACAUCGAGUGGUCGUUCAGCAACAAGCGGUGGUUAAACCAGAAAAUCCGUCCAAUUCUCUUGAUUUUGAUUCCUAUUCUGAUUGCAAUUCUUUAAAUCCAAAGCAACCAGACCAGACUAUACCUGACUACAUUCCAUUUCUGCAUCCUACAGUUUCUCAAUCACUUGCUACUAACUUGUCUCAAUCUGGUUUGCUUCAAGCUAAUUCACAUCCAAUUCCGUCUACAUUAUUACCGCAUCCUAACCUUAUAUCGACUGUAUCAUCUCAAGCAGUUGUGAACUCUCCGCCUGUCUCUACAUUCGCUCCUGUAAGCAGUCCAACUAGUUUGCAGACGUCACUGUCUUCCUCUGUUUCAUUUGUUUCCGUCAAAGCAUCAAUAACAGGAGCGCCUAUUUCAAAUAACUCCACUGAAUGCGAUGCUAAUAACAACCCUGCGAUCCCGGUUAAUGAUUCGAUUGAAAUCUCGAAUAAAGGCUCAUCUGAGGGCGAUAACCUCAAUAUUGUUGACGAAGGAAGUCCCGCCGAUGCCACAAUUAGUAGCCCUUCUUCCGAAUCAAACAAGCAAACUGAACAUCAUUUGCACAACCCAGUACUGUUUUCACCUGAAUCUACGUCAGCAUCUGCAUCUCUCAAUAGUGCACUCGCAGACGCUUCCAUUUCCAGUGGAAUUCAUCAGACAAUAAACAAAGAAAAAUCAUCCUCUUCCGAUGAUGGAAUGUACGAAUUAAGUGAUGAAGAGAUGCGCGAAAUCGACCACUUGGUAGGCUUAACUUUAUUUUUGAUUCUAUUUAAUCUAAUUUUUAUUUUAUUUCAUUGUUCAUAUAAAUAA
Protopolystoma xenopodis is the source of this 1284-nucleotide messenger RNA. The record is from the annotation of a GenBank genome assembly. Lineage: Eukaryota; Metazoa; Platyhelminthes; Monogenea; Polystomatidea; Polystomatidae.